Messenger RNA from Elgaria multicarinata webbii, 1588 nucleotides. It is a transcript of the gene ASB18, whose product is annotated as ankyrin repeat and SOCS box containing 18. Gene Ontology annotation, biological process: positive regulation of transcription by RNA polymerase II; intracellular signal transduction. The transcript has 6 exons. Lineage: Eukaryota; Metazoa; Chordata; Lepidosauria; Squamata; Anguidae. The coding region runs from base 43 to 1470 and encodes 475 amino acids. Gene Ontology annotation, cellular component: nucleus. Gene Ontology annotation, molecular function: transcription cis-regulatory region binding; protein binding. The record is from RefSeq and is a predicted model, not a curated record.
UCUCAUUUACAGCUAGCUGACUUGUAUCCUCUGCCUGAAAACAUGGUUCCCAGCCACAAAGUGCUCAGAAAGUCUUGCUUUGACUAUAUUCCUGAUCACCCACUUAACUCAGAUUUCAUUACAAGAUUGAAGAAUGCACUGGACGCUGGGGAUGAAGACACCACGAUGGAUUUGCUGUGCAAUGAAGUCAAGCAUGUGAAUGCCGUCAUAGAACUAUCCAACGAUGACUGGAUGAAGGCCCCAGAAGCUCAGCUGCACCCUCUGGUGUUAGUAGGAAACCUGAAGAAGCUUCAAUCCCUCAUUGAUCGGCACUAUGAAGAUGUCAAUGUGGUCUUUGAGAUCACUAAAAAUGAGCUGGAAUGGCAGGUGAAAAGCCAAGCUGCUUAUGGACUGUCAGGCCUGUGGUCUCUGGAAUACAAGAGGGAACUAACCACCCCACUCUGCAUCUCAGCCAGCCAUGGACAUACUGCCUGCCUUCGUCAUCUGCUAUUCUGGCGAGCAGACCCCAACGCAGCCCCCGGAGGGCGGAGUGCCCUACAUGAAGCAUGUGAUGGUGGGCACACAGACUGUGCAGAGCUGUUACUGGAACACAAAGCCAAUCCCAACCUUCUGAGGGAUGACGGUCAAGCACCUCUGCACCUCUGCACCAGCCAGAGUACAUUAGGGUGUGCCAAAGCUUUGGUGAGAUUUGGUGCCCUGGUGAACCUGCCAAGUGAAGAGUUGCAAGAAACACCUCUCCACAUAGCAGCUAAGCAUGGCCUUUAUGAGCACAUGCACCUGUAUUUGAGGUAUGGUGCUGUUGUGGACAAGAAGAACAGUCUGGAAGAGACAUCACUCAGUGUAGCUUGCAGAGAAGCAAAGAAAGUAGAGAACCAAGAGAGCUAUUUGCGAGUAUGCAAACUGCUGCUUACAUAUGGAGCAGAAGUAAACACUGUGGAUGAAGAAGUAAAGACCCCACUUCACAAAGCCUGCAGGAAUGCUCAUCACAGCUUGGUCCAGCUGCUGCUGCAGAGUAAAGCCGAUGUCAACGCCAUAGAUUACAAUGGGGCAUGUCCAAUGUCCUGUGUCCUACAGGCAGCAGCUUUUAAACAAGAGUUAAGGCCACAUCUCACAGUGCAGACCUUGCUAAACCAUGGCUCUCAAAAAAUAUGGCCUACAGCUUUUGUCAAGGUGCUCAGAUCUUGUGCUUCAGUGCCAGAGAUCAUUGAAAUCCUUUACAAUUCUUACCUUCACUUGCCCAUCUCUGAAAAGUGGGUGGAAACCAUUCCAAAAGAAGAAUUGCAGAGGCAUCUACCUUUCUAUGAAUCCUUCUUCAACCAGUUGUACACAGUCCGGCCACUGCAACAUUUGUGCCGUUGUGCUAUCAGGAAAAGGUUUGGCAGUAGGUGCCAUUAUCUCAUCCCUUUUCUACCGGUGCCCAAACCACUACAAAACUAUCUGCUGUUAGAACCUGUGGGAGUUCUGUUUUGAAGUUCCCAUGCCAAGUCUCACUGUUAUAUUGUGGUCCCCUCUGGUGUAUGAAGAUCGAUUUACUUGCGAAUAAAGAGGGUUUGCCAUUUCAAGUAUAAAUAAGUGCUUUCAGAAAUUU